Messenger RNA from Xenopus laevis (African clawed frog), 1159 nucleotides. RefSeq names its product CUB and zona pellucida-like domains 1, gene 2 S homeolog (gene cuzd1.2.S). The record is from RefSeq and is a predicted model, not a curated record. The transcript is spliced from 2 exons. The coding region runs from base 183 to 668 and encodes 161 amino acids. Lineage: Eukaryota; Metazoa; Chordata; Amphibia; Anura; Pipidae.
AAUGCAUUGAUGAUUAUGUCAGGCAGGGGAUAGGCAACCAGCAGUCAUUCAGAUGUUAUUGAACCACAACUUCCAUAGCUAAUAUCCUGUCUGGGCCAUGAUGGGGGUUAUAUUUCAACAACAUUCAUGUAAGUCUUUGUUUAAGAUUAUUUACAUUUAUUCUUGUGUGAUAUAUCUCUAGGAUGUCAGAUCCAUCACUCUGCAACUCUUCCUACGUGUCUGUGUAUGAUGGAACACCACUUGGUUCUCGCUUGCUUGGAAACCUUUGUGAGACUCCUGAAAGGAACUUCAUUUCCUCCUCAAAUGCCCUGAGCAUCGUUUAUUCUGGUGGUGGCAUUGGAAGUGGCAAAGAAGUGGUGUUCACUGCAUCCUACCAGACCGAAUACAACCCUAAACAAAAUGUGACACUUGCGUGCUCCUCUGAUCACAUGGUAGCUCUAGUGUCUCUUUCGUAUCUGCGAUCGCUGGGUCACUCUGAAAACGAUGUCUUCCUCAAUGACCCAACAUGCCGUCCUCGUACCUUGAAUAAGUGGCUGGCAUUUAACAUUCCCUACAAGGGAUGUCAGACAGUGCAACUGGUAGGAACAUGGACAUCUUGGCAAUAUAAGACAGACAGAAGAAGACAGGGAGGGUCAUUAUUAAGCAUGGAACAAUGGGAUUUAAAAUAAAAAAAAAAAGUCAAUUCUCCACAAAGUCCCAUUUUUUAAAGAAAAUAUUGCAGAUGAUUUCCUUUUCAGAUACUGUAGUUCAAGCAGGGUUGCAGUUUGGAAGCUGAAGGACACUUGACAUGUGUGGGCAGGUAGAGGGCUGAAAUUCCUUUGGAGAAAACCCAAGGGGAAAAUGGGAUAAAAAUUUAACUAUUGGCAGGGAUAGAAAAAAAAAGUGAAGUGAAAAGAAGAAGAAUGAUCUAAGAAAUCAGGGCAGGAAUCAUAUAAAAUUAAAUGGACAAGAAACAAGUCUAGACAAGAGAUAUGAGAUGUUACAGAUCCUACAAAGAAGUGCUCUUUGCAUGAGAAUUAAGGGGACGCCGCCUAGUGCUAUUUCACUUCCGCCAGGGGUUGUUGUAAAGGACCACUAGUUUUUUACUGGACCUUAGAUUAACAGAAUCCAUUUUCUAGUAGACUUAAAGGGAUACUGUCAUGGGAAAAAAAAUGUUUUU